AUGCGUGAUUCGAUGGACCAGCGCAGCCGAGGUGAUACCAACACCAGUCCUAUUGCCCCCUUCCUCCUCCUCCAGCUCAUCUCUUCGCCCCGUCGAUUGACUCCCCACGGUCUUCUUCCCAACGACAUCCUCGUCCUCCUCCGCGGCCAACUCGACCUCAACUUCCCUCAUCCCUACUACCACCUCCCAUACCACUACUUCGUCGCUCCCGCCUUGGGUCCUCUCAACGCCCCCGACUACGAUGUGCCCCGCAGCGGCCGCGCCCAUACCCACCCAUAUCGCAAUAUCCGUGCGCGACAAGUACGAGCGCGGGGUAUCGACUAG
Molecule: messenger RNA, 324 nt
Organism: Cyclocybe aegerita
Lineage: Eukaryota; Fungi; Basidiomycota; Agaricomycetes; Agaricales; Hemipholiotaceae
Source: the annotation of a GenBank genome assembly